This is a messenger RNA of Mycena citricolor, 1026 nucleotides long. NCBI's taxonomy places the organism in Eukaryota, Fungi, Basidiomycota, Agaricomycetes, Agaricales, Mycenaceae. The record is from the annotation of a GenBank genome assembly.
CACACGAAUCCACCAUUUCGUACCGAUUCCCAUUGUCGUCUGGGAGUCCAUCUCCUCCCCCCAUCGUACCAUCGUCGCCCGAUCUGGCGCAUCAAAACCACCCGGCCCUCCAACCCCUACCUCGCCCUUCCGCCGCCUGAAGACGAGUUCCCCGACCUUGGCGAGUUACCCUCCGAACAACCACCCUCGCCCCCACCUACCACACCUGCUCCUACCAUGUCAGGACAUCACCGCAUCACCCUCGCCGCCAAUCCUCCCUACUUUGAUGGCGACAAGUCCAAGUACCUGGGCUUUGUGGACGCGUGCACCACUUACAUCGGUGCCUAUCGGUCAGAGUUCUCGCUGGACGAGACAAAAAUCCUCUUCGUCCUGUCCUACCUCCGAAAUGAGAGCGGCACAAGCUGCGCCGCCUCAAGAUGGGCGAUGAACUGGAAGCAGCACAAUUUCGAGGGCUUCCAAGGACUAAAGGCAGGAGUCACCGCAACAAGCUUCUUGGAGGAGCUUCAGAGGGCCUUUGGGAUUCUAACGCAGAGCAAGUCGCUGCCGCCCGACUCAUGGCCCUUCGCCAGGGCAGACGCAAGGGCGAGUACAGAAGGGGAACAGGACAAUAUCCUCAUCGAGUUCCUGGAGCGCGGACUCAGCAGCGAAAUUGCAAGCCGCCUCUACAACACCGGCGUUCCCCUGCCCAAGGCAUAUGCUGCGCAAAGCAUCGCCAUGCCAUCCGCACCACGACCGCCUCCCCAAUUCCGCCCUCAGGCAGCACCAGCGGCGCCCACGCCUGCCCCGACCCGACCGGCUGCCAACGAACCAGUCCCGAUGGAAAUCGAUCGGACCCAUGCCCGCGGACGCAAUAUCAUCUGCUACAACUGUCAGCAGCCUGGGCACAUCGCGCGGAAUUGUCCAGAGCCCAAGAAGAAGCGCACGUUCUUCAAUCGGGCCACAAUGCUGGAAGAGAUUGAGAACGGGGAUAAGGACAACGAGUUCCUCAAGGAGAUUGCCGUGAAGCUGCGCGAGAAGGGUUUUUGA